GCCGUCCCAAAUGUUUCCUCGACGAUAAAAGGCUCUCGCAGGUCCGAGCAGUAGGGCCAGCAGUCGACUUCCCGCUCCAUCAUAUUCCGUAGUCUCCAACAUGGGACGAAGACACCAGGCUUUCGUGAUCGCGCGAGUCGUACCUCACGGUGCCAAGGAUGCCAGUGGUCGAUCCAAGUACCGUUGUAUCGCAGCAUAUCAUCACCAACAGUGCCACGGACGCCUGGCAUUGCAAGGCCUAAGUCGCUUCGUCACCCUACUCAAACAGAAAGAGAAUGCCGAGGUAGUCAGAGCUGAGAUCCAGAGUAUCCAAGGCAAGUACGGUCGAUGGACCCAGGAACCCGAGCUGCCCGAUGUCCCAUGUCCAUUCACGGGGUCAUUGCUGGGUAUGGCGUGGUCCGUAGACAAGGGUGAAGAGGACCCAGAGAGGCCACCGUACAUGAGUGGCGUGACGUUUGCCUGGUCAGUGUUGCCAGCCGAUAGCGGGCCAAGCUGGGACCGCCGGGAAGACGACGGAAUAUCCAUCAUAGACGUAACAGAGCCUGAGUCCCCCGCCUAUUGUCUCAUUCGGGCAGAAGGGCGCCGGCAUCCUGUCGACGCGCAAGGUUAUUUGCGCUACUACAAUCACGAGAGAAACUCGGGUAUCCUUCCGCAUACCUUGGACGACAUCCCACUGGUGACACAGGACGUGCUCGACGAGGUAUGGCCAAUACAGGACAAGGAGCAAGGCAUGGACGCCAAAUCUACGGAGACCGAAGAGGGCUGCACACCUGCGGAUGCCGGGGACCCUGAAGCCUCCAUGGUGGACGCCCUCAUACCCUCCCUCGCUCAGAUGUUAUUGAGGCCCGCACUGGACCAGGCUAUGUCCAGUGGAUAUACGAGUAACAUCGAGAGAUUGUUGUCGCAGCCCGAGAAGGCUCACCAGAUCCGUUCAUAUCUUCGACACCAGAAACCCAUCCCGAGCAAUGCAGUCUCUCUGCUGGAAGCCUUGUUAGCCGAUGAACAAGGUGAAGCAGUAGAUCUGUCUGGCUUCGACCUGUCCACGAACCAACUUCUUCAAGUUCUGUCCUCUCGCAAGGGCGCAGUACAAGCUCUCAACCUUUCGUUCAAUGAGUGCAUCACAUCGGAAUCCAUAUCACAUCUACUCACGACCUUUCCAACCCUGCGCCGACUCGUCCUCAUCGGCUGCCAGUCAAUCAAGGAGGCUGAUCUCUUCGAUCUCCUACGGAACAAGCCCAAACUGUUUUACAAUCUGGAUACCCUCCUGCAUCCUUCCUUGCUCGAUGUCUAUGAGCCCCCGCGCUGGCCCGUCGCCUUUACCUUUGUGUGCACAUCGCUAGCCACCAUGGCGCCGAGGAUGCGCGGCUGCUGCUUGCCUGUCUUCACUCCGACGAGUUUAUUGCAGUCUCUCCUCGACUUGGUGGAGAUCGCCGCGCGGUGUCCCCCAGUGUACGUCUCGUCCGAUGGUGGAGUGGCAGCUCAGGCAGUGUUCACCGCAACGCGGAAACCGGGGCAGCCGUUCUCUGAGAGAACCCUUGCGGCUGCACCCCUGUUCGGCUUGGAUGCCUUUAACGCCCUAGGCUCGCACCCGAGGUGGACAUGUAUCUAUCAAUGGGGCGACCUGUUAGAUGCGACGGGCUGCCAGUAUACCUUCAUCAGGUAUAGGAGCAUUGACGACAUUGUCAACAAAGACGGAGACACGAAGGCACAACGUACCGAUGAAGAUCAAUCACCAGUCAAAUGUUACGACCUGCCUGGCUUUCUGGCUGCACUCCAGACCGAAGGGCGCCCGCCCGCCCCCGACAAUCUGGUUGCUAAGCUGUCCCAGUUCUUACUGUCCAAGGAGGAAUCCGAAAGACGCAGCGCUGAAGCGCCAAGGCAGACACGGGUGCCCGUACCAAAUCUUGUAGGCACUCCGGAAGAACGAAUGUUGCAGAUGUAUGCCCAGGGGCUAGAGACGGAACGGCAAAUGCUCCACAUUCGAGAGGACAAGACGGUUGCAUUCAUGUCUGACGAUGAAGUCAAGCGAAUCAUGGGAACUAUGGCUAUAUCUGACAUGGAGUAUAGGCUUUUCGGCAAUUGGGGAGAUUCGAAGUGAGGGUAUCAUCUAUGCCAUGUACUUACACAUACGGCGAUGAGAAUCGUGUUGUACAAUAGGUCUCAGCAAGUGUAAUGCUAGUGAUCGCUCCGGGAAAACUACUUACAUCAUGAUACAAAGUCACCAGAGCGCUCAUGAACUACACUCAUAGUCCAUCGACAUCGUCGUCUAUCAUGAC
Messenger RNA from Fomitopsis serialis, 2276 nucleotides. RefSeq lists its product as uncharacterized. The transcript has 3 exons. Lineage: Eukaryota; Fungi; Basidiomycota; Agaricomycetes; Polyporales; Fomitopsidaceae. The record is from RefSeq and is a predicted model, not a curated record. The coding region runs from base 101 to 2098 and encodes 665 amino acids.